Rhinocladiella mackenziei CBS 650.93 is the source of this 1485-nucleotide messenger RNA. RefSeq lists its product as uncharacterized. The record is from RefSeq and is a predicted model, not a curated record. NCBI's taxonomy places the organism in Eukaryota, Fungi, Ascomycota, Eurotiomycetes, Chaetothyriales, Herpotrichiellaceae. The transcript is spliced from 2 exons. Gene Ontology annotation, molecular function: flavin adenine dinucleotide binding; NADP binding; N,N-dimethylaniline monooxygenase activity. Bases 1 to 1485 code for a protein of 494 amino acids.
AUGGGUGACGCAGGGCCAAGUCCCUCAAUCUCGAGGAUCGCAAUUAUAGGAGCCGGCCCCGUCGGCGUAUCAUGCGCAAAAUACCUGCUGGCCGAAAAAGCGUUCGAGAAGAUUGACAUAUACGAACAGCGCGAUCGUGUUGGCGGAAUCUGGAACAUCUCUGCCCCGGUCCGAUCAAAAGAAAUUCCUAUCCCACAAGUCGACCCUCGCUAUGGCCAGGCAGGUAACGCAUCAGAGUCAUUGGAGUUUGAGUCUCCGCUCUAUGAUUAUCUAGAGACGAAUAUCCCGAAACAGCUCAUGGCAUUCUCGGAUAGGCCGUUUCCAGAUGAGGCGCCGCUUUUUCCAGGUCAUCAAACAGUCUUGAGAUACCUUGAGGACUAUGCGAACGACGUUCAGCAUCUGAUUCGGUUUCGCACCGCAGUGCGAGACGUGAUCUUAAAGAUCGACGAAUCUUCUAGCCGGAAAGAAUGGGACUUGGUCGCGGAAAACCUCGGCACAAAAGAGACCACGAAGCAGGCGUAUGACGCCGUUGUCGUCGCUAAUGGGCAUUACACGGUUCCUUACGUGCCAGAUAUCAAAGGCAUUGCCGGGUGGAACGCCGCCUACCCCGGUGCCAUUAUUCACUCCAAAGCGUACCGCAAUCCAGAAGACUUCAAGGACAAGAAAGUCAUCGUCGUUGGGAAUUCGGCUUCGGGAUUGGACAUCGUCGCGCAAAUUGGCAAGUAUUGCCAGACGCCAAUUCUGCUGUCUUCUCGCUCGGUGUCCGCUUUGGGAACAAUGCCGCCGGCGCCCUGGCGAGAAGAUGUUGAUGAGCUGGCUGACUUCCUACCGAGCGACGAUGGCGAGAGAGCUGUGAGGUUCAAGAGUGGCAGAAUCGAGAAAAACGUCGAUGCCAUGGUCUUCGCGACAGGCUAUUUCUACUCUUACCCGUUCCUGUCAAACCUGUCCCCUCAACGUGUCACCGACGGCUUCCGGACGAGAGGAGUAUAUCAGCACAUUUUCGACAUUGACCACCCCACCCUCGCGUUUCCCGUCAUCAACCUCAAAGUCGUUCCGUUCCCACUGUCUCAGAACCAGGCAGCCGUCAUAGCCCGAGUCUGGAGCGGUCGGCUCGACCUACCUUCCACAGCCGAUAUGAGACAGUGGGAAAUCGACACGAUACAGCAGAAGGGUGAUGGGAGGUAUUUUCACCUCCAGAAAUUCCCCGAGGAUGCAGCGCAGAUUAAUGAACUGUAUGCAUGGGCGGAAAUGGCGAGGAAGAGGGAUGGCCUGGAAAAUGAUGGCGUGGGACGAUUAGGGACAAGAUGGGAUGAGAGACAGGUUUGGAUGAGGUCGAGGUUUCCUGACAUCAAGGCGGCCUAUGCUCCAAGGGGCGAAGCCAGGGUUAAUGUUCGAAGCAUGGAGGAGUUGGGGUUUGACUUUGAUGCCUGGAGGAAGACGGCUGCGGAGAAGGACCUAGAUAUGUUUCGAAAGAGCAAGUGUUGA